This is a messenger RNA of Magnusiomyces paraingens, 2616 nucleotides long. RefSeq lists its product as uncharacterized. The record is from RefSeq and is a predicted model, not a curated record. The coding region runs from base 1 to 2616 and encodes 871 amino acids. Lineage: Eukaryota; Fungi; Ascomycota; Dipodascomycetes; Dipodascales; Dipodascaceae. The transcript has a single exon.
AUGUCUACCGGCCCUAUUGCAACUUUAUCAAACCCUUGCGGAUCUUAUAACCCCGUUGUCGGCCCUCAACAUCGCCACCAUCUUCUUCGACGUACAGAAUCAGACCUAAACCCCCAUGAUCUACCCUAUUCAUCAUCAUCUGCAGCAGAAGAUAUUUAUGACCCUAGAUAUAUGACAAUGUUGGCUGCAUUUGAUCGAAUCAUUGAUCUAAUACAUACACACACCCCAGGCUCUUACUUUUGUCCCGAUCAUGAGGUUGUUUGCCACUGUGGAUCACACCCUAAUUCAACAGCUUAUCUUUGUGACCAUUGUACUCCUGCAGAUGCUGCUGCUCUUUCAAGUCGGCGAUCUAGUGGAGUUUCUUCCACAUGUGAACCUGGUGGAAUAGAAAUGUCAACUAGAGGAUCAGUCGAAACUAUCGCUUCGGCUGCUUCUAUGGCUUCACUUUCGUCCGAGGCUUCCUCUACCCUUUUCUCAAUGACUAGUAACUCCACUUCCAGAAGUAGCACCAUUGCAAGCUCGCGCUGCUCGUCAUGUCCUCCAGUUGCUCAUACAACUGGGUGCUCAACUACAAAUUCACUAAUGGUGUUGCUCAAUGUGGGAGGACGAGGUACUGCUGGUAAUUUAGUCGCGGCUAAGUCACCUACCACCAAAGCCACGUGCCCCGUGGUGGAUCCCGACUCGAGAAUGACGACAAGUGCAUAUGGGAAAACGAAAAGUCGUAAUGGUGGUGGUGCGUUUAUUAGUGCCGAUAAUACUACCACUAACACUACUAAUACUAGCAGCAAUACUACUACUACGAUUACUACUACUACUACUUAUGCAUUUAACUCUACUUCAACACAUAUAACCACCACCUCCAAUAAUAACAAAUCAACAAGCAAGAUGAUGGCUCUCAGACAGCUGUCGCCGUGCUCCGAGGCUUCAGCCGACACGGCCAAGCCUAAUGUGGUGGCUGCAAGUCCACUACCGGAACCUUAUUAUGAUGAAAGUAGUUUGAGCUUAGGUACUACGACGACUGUCACAACGACUGCCGACGGUGACCAGGCUCAGUUUCAUUUCGGUCGGCCGGCACGACUGUUGCGACAUCGAAUGCUUAAUUCGGAGUACUUUGAGCGUGCAGAUUUGGAUUUGAGUAGUGAUAGUGAGGAUGAGUUUGAAGAGGAGGAGGAGGAGGAGGAGGAAGAAGAAGAAGAAGAGGAAGUGGAAGAAGAGGAAGAGGAAGAGGAAGAAGAUAAUGGUGAAGAAGAAGAAGAAGAUGUUUAUGAAAUUGAAGAGGUUGAUGAACAUGAUGACUUUUUUGCUGAUUCUGAAGAAGAAGAAGAAGAAGAUGACGAUGAUGAUGAUGACGACGAUGAUGAUGAUGAUGAAUAUGAUAAUGAUAAUAAUGGCCAUCCAUUAACAAUAUUUAAAAAACGGCCAUCGAUUGUUACUUAUGGUGGUGACUUGUUUACAUCUACUGGAGUUUCAUCUUCGGAGGCCCAAACAUUGGUUGAGACUGAAGCUCGGUCGAGUUCUCGCCAGCCUAGUGUUAGUACUCGUGAGGUGACUCCAGAUACUCUUGUUCAACAGGAAGAAGAGCAUUAUAAUAAUGAUGAUGAUGAUGAUAAUGGUAAUGGUAAUAAUAACAACAAUAAUAACAAUGGUAAUAAUAAUGGCCGCCGAGGAAAUAAUGGUUCAACAUUUAAGGUUUACCAUCAUCACCAUAGCCAUAGCACUGGAGGAAUGGGAGUGGAAUAUUAUACAAAUCUUAUGGCUCGGUCUUCUCACCCGGCAGUUGCUGGAGCUUGUGCUAGGGCGCUGGCCGCCGCAACUAUAUCUUCAUCAUCAUCAUCAUCAUCAUCAUCAUCAUCAUCUUCGUCAUCAUAUCCUUGUUCUCCUACUACUGCUGCUACUGCUACUGCUACUACUAAUACUAAUACUACUACUCCGACUGAAACAUUAAAUAGUGGUUCAUCUUCUGGAGCUGGCUCUUGGCCUUGGUUUUUACGUGGCUUUGGACGCCACAAAAAAAGUGCAGCUAGUAUUUGUACAGUAAGUGGUGAUGGUACUACUAGUACUACUAGUACUAUUAGUACUAUUAAUACCACUACUCCUACAAUAGGUUGUUCAAAAAAUGGAGAAUCACAGCAGCAACAGCAGCAACAACAACAACAACAACAACGGGCACUAAGACCAGCACAAACAUUACCUCCACCUUCUUUGCUUGUAUCGUUUCUUCCACAUCAAUUUGAAGGACCAAUUACUGCCAAGCCAGUCGAGGAAAUAUUCCCCGCAGAUGAAAACUUGAGCAAUGGCUUGUGUCUUGGCCAAGAAGGCACUAGUGAACCCCACUUGAUUGAUGAAGAAGAACGACGACGACAACAACAACAACAACAACAAGAGGAAGAAGAAGAAGAAAUAGAAGAACAUCAUUCUGCACCGGAGGGUCGCCGGAAAAGUAUUGUGGGGAGUGUACGAGGGUUUUAUGCAGAAGUUAAAGCUUGGAGAAUGCAACGGAAAGCAGAGCGUGCUUUUCGAGAGUUACCAGUUGCAGCCAAGUGUAAAGCUCUUGCGAGAGAUGAGGGGGCUGCAUUUAUGGCCAUGAGUGCAGUUCGUCAUCAAGAAGGAGCUUAA